ACGCCUUAAUGUCAUCAUUCAACCGAACCUCAAGUUCAUGUACGAACUCUUACAAUACGAACAGAAAUUAACGGGUAGAAUGAGUAUUAAUUGGUCAUGGUUAACCAAGGAGAUCCACGCUUUGAACAUGUUUUAUGUCGGUUCUUAG
Molecule: messenger RNA, 148 nt
Organism: Acaulospora morrowiae
Lineage: Eukaryota; Fungi; Glomeromycota; Glomeromycetes; Diversisporales; Acaulosporaceae
Source: the annotation of a GenBank genome assembly